Molecule: messenger RNA, 1567 nt
Organism: Effrenium voratum
Lineage: Eukaryota; Dinophyceae; Suessiales; Symbiodiniaceae
Source: the annotation of a GenBank genome assembly
AUGAAAGCUGAGGGAAGGGAGGAGGCAGACAUCAAGAAGCAGAUGGAGGUGCUAAAUGACACCCUGACGGUCAUUCCAGAUUCAAGACAUCGACUCCAGAAGUACGCCACAGAGCUGAGAGACUUCUUGGAAUCGGACCACCAGGAUGUGAGCCUAGCUGACGCAGACCCCGAGGUCCAGGCUGUGCUAGAAGGGCGCCAAGUGCUGAGGGAAGUCGACCUUGCCUUGGGCACGUUGACGGUGGAGGACGUGUAUCGCUCUAAUGUAGACCUUCCGGCUUCGGGCGCCAUGCGACUGAUACUGGCAUGCUGGCUGGUGGCGACAGCGGUGAAGACGAAGACUGAGGCUCGGCUUCACUUCCUGGCUCCGAACCGUCCCAACGCGCCAACGCGUCGAGAGGACUUUGUGGUACUGACGAUGCUCAGCUCGGGGCCCACCUUGGUGAACGUGAACAACCCCAAGGGCACGGACCUCCAACACGUGGACCUGGCGGUGGGCCAGAUGGACUUCCACGAGCUCUUCGCCAACUGGUACGCCUUUCUGCCUCCCAGCGCCAAGGAGAAGCUUCACGUGCUGUGCCUGGACGAUGCCUCUCUGCAGUUUGCACGAAGCCUGGCACCCCAUGCCGACGUCAGCGUCGCACAGCAGGGGCCGCCCUUCCGGGCGCGCCUGGAAUUCAUCCGGAAGCUGCUGGGUCAGGGGAAGACGGUGCUACAGUCCGACGUUGACGCUGUGUGGCUCCAGGACCCUUUGCCCUACUUGCGGAAGGUGCCGGAGCAUUUGGUGGCCAUGAGAGAGUUCACGGACUGGCACGAACCCAACGCCGGCUUCAUCCUGUACCGACCGCAGCUUCUGGAAAAGUUUCUCCCAGCCUGGUCACAGGCCAUGGGCGCCAGCAGUGAUGACAACACGCCCAUGCGGGCGAUGUUCCAAACAGCAACGUGGAGACCUGACUUGCCUGACACUUCCUCCUCAGGCGAGCUUUUGGGCGUCACCCUGCGGUUGCUGCCGCUGCAUCUAUUCGCUCGAGUAGCGGCUGCCACCAGCGAAUGCACUGGGGCCGGAAUGAUUCACAACCAGGCAAACUUUCAGAAGCAGCUGCCCUGCAUUGGCGAGCAGCUUUUGGUCUUACACAACAAGGGCGAGAUCUUUCGAGCCAAGCAAUCGAAGUCAGAGCACAGACUGUGGAGAAUGUGAGCUCUGCAAGCCAAUCAGGCCUGCGCAUGAGAGCUUCACUAGCGAAGGUGGUGCGCUGGCUUGAGCGCAGGUGCAACGGCCGCACCAAGGCCCCAAUUCCCGUAAUUCCUUACAACGCGGCUUGUUCAUGGUACUUGCUGCUCACACAUGUGCUUGUACGUCUGCCAAUCACUAUGCACACACGUUCGUCAACCCACUCAUCCAAAAGACAGACCCACGGAUGGUCAGAUGUGCGAAGCUCUGCCGGAAUCCGUCCGUCAAGGAGUUCCUCAACUGAAUGAGUGAGUGAGUGAGCGCUUGAGCCGAUGUGAAGGCUGUGUAGAAAUGGAUCGGUGGAUGGCGGGAGGAGUGAGUGGAUGAGGGAGAGAGC